GCUACGCCAUUCGUUAAGCUAAAAAUUGUAUAGAGAUUACAAAAAUAAAUAAAAAAGAGACUAUGAGCUUUGGAAUAAAAUGAAACUUAUCAAUAAUUAAAAAUCAAAGUUUAAAAAACCUAAAAAGCGAUGUAUUCUGCCGUAGAGAAUACUACACAGCAUAUUAAUUAGGCGAAAAAAAGAAAUACUUUAUCCAACAUAACAUGCCUUUGAAGGGGAUAAAAGUUUUGGAAUUUGCUGGUUUGGCACCAGCACCAUUUUGUGGGAAAAUUUUAGCUGAUUUUGGUGCAAAGGUCACAGUUAUAGAUAGGGUAUUGGACAAUCAAUUCAAUUGCUUGAAUCGUGGCAAACAUGUACUUGCUAUAGAUCUUAAAAAGCCACAGGGACAGACAUUGGCUAGAGAAUUGUGUAAAAAACAGGAUGUACUAAUUGAACCUUUUCGUCCUGGUGUUAUGGAAAAAAUGAACUUAGGACCUGAACUUUUAUGUAAAGAUAAUCCACGACUUAUUUACGCCCGUUUAACGGGUUUUGGUCAAAACGGCCGUUUGGCAUUGCGUGCUGGUCAUGAUAUUAAUUAUGCUGCCAUAUCGGGUGUUUUAUCUAUGUUGGGUCGCAGGGGUGAAAAACCUUUGCCACCAGUUAACAUUUUAGCCGAUUUUGCUGGUGGCGGUUUAAUGUGUGCUUUUGGCAUUUGUUUAGCUUUGCUCGAACGUCAUCGUUCUGGACGUGGUCAGAUUGUCGAUUCUGCUAUGGUGGAUGGUGCUGCCUAUGUAGCCAGUUGGUUGUAUAUGUCGCGUAAUAUACCGCCCAUAUGGGAGGGUGGAGAACGUGGCAAUAAUUGGCUAGAUGGUGGCGCUUUCUACUAUGACACCUACGAAACAAAAGAUGGCAAAUAUAUGUCGGUGGGAGCGUUAGAGCCACAAUUUUUCGAACUUUUUAAACAACACUUAGGUCUACCCGAACUUUCACAGUUUGCUACGCAAGACAGUGAAAAAGAAGCAGCAAAGGCUGCCAUCACCGCAGCAUUUCUACAAAAGACUCAAUCCGAAUGGGCAGCCAUAUUUGAAGAUAUAGAUGCUUGUGUGUAUCCGAUUUUAGACUGGCAUGACGUUAUGCAACAUGAUCAUAACAAUGAGCGUAAUUCUUUUGUUAAAUUAGAGGAUAAUACUAUAGCACCACAACCGGCACCACGUCUUAGUCGUACUCCGGGUAAAUUGAGUAUGCGUUCAAGCAAAUCACCGGAAGCUAUAGAAGAAGCGGCUAAUGUUUUGGGAGAUUUAAAACUAAGUCCAGCUGCAUUGGAAAAACUAUUAAGAGACAAAGUUUUAAUUUUACCAAAUGCAACAGCGAAGUUGUGAAUUUAUUAUUUAAGGGAAAAAGAUAUAACUUUUGAUUAAAAAAAAUGUAAUUAAAUAAAUUUUUGAUACGAUUAAUGAGAAAUACUAAUCUUUAUAACAAGGCAAUAAUUUAGAUUAGGAUGUUUAUUCUUACAAAUAUACAUACAUAUACAUAAAUGCAUAUAUAAAAAACGCA
This is a messenger RNA of Lucilia sericata (common green bottle fly), 1533 nucleotides long. RefSeq names its product alpha-methylacyl-CoA racemase (gene Amacr). Bases 204 to 1358 code for a protein of 384 amino acids. Gene Ontology annotation, molecular function: alpha-methylacyl-CoA racemase activity. Gene Ontology annotation, cellular component: mitochondrion. NCBI's taxonomy places the organism in Eukaryota, Metazoa, Arthropoda, Insecta, Diptera, Calliphoridae. The transcript has 2 exons. The record is from RefSeq and is a predicted model, not a curated record. Gene Ontology annotation, biological process: bile acid metabolic process.